AGGAAAAGUAAAAAAACAAAGAGUUGCUUUCGCUUGACUGCAUACAUCCAAACUAAAAUUAAAGGGUUGCCAAAAUUUUAAAGGCCGCAUCGGUUUGGGCAAAAUAGAAUACCUUAGCUCUCUUGUUUUUAUUGGACUUCGACGCAUUUGUGAUAUUGAGACCAGUCAUUAUUUUUUUACAUCGUAUUGUCAAGUUUUCUCUGGCAUCGAAGACAUCCUUGACACGAAUAUCCCAAACUAGGACAGUGGGAGCAAUUUCCCAACAGGCUCCUUGUUACAGGUGCAAUUGUUAAUUUUGCCAAUAACAGUUCGGCUAAAUAUUUCUGGCAAUUCAUUUCCAUUCCCUGCAAGGUUACUACUUAUGCUUUGUUCAGUGAUUAUGAAGCUGUUUCCAGGAGAACAAGUACUAAUUGGUUUUCAUAUUGUAUUUAGAUGCAUACUUUUUCAUUUCACUAUUAGGCCUUUUCGACGAUUCCUACAGUUCAGGUCACUGUGCAACAUGGAACCAAAAAGCAAAAGCAGGAUGCCAUGCAUGUUUGGAUGGAAAAUGUUACCAUCAACCAGUUCGAGGUUUGCUUGCGAGAAUCAAGGGCAUUAGAUGGCGGGCACAACAAAAUUGUAGUGAACUGGAUGGCGUACGAGAACUAUUCAUCCUCGUGGGCAGCUAAAGAGUCACAUAAGCUUGUAUUUCCUAAGAGCGAGGUACCAGCUGCAGAAAAUAAUUAUGCUUUGUGCAUGACUAUCAAGUUUAAGGAGCCAUUUUUUAAGCCGCCCGUGGUACUUGCAACAGUCCUCAAUGGAGACAGUAACAAUGCCAACAUAGCUUGCGCUCACAAAGGCCCUUUGGCAAAUUGGCUGGAGGUAGUGAACAAAACUCACAGCCGAAUUUGCAUCAAAGACAGCGCGGGGUACAAUGGCCAGAGAACGGAUGUAAUGGUCAACUUUCUAGUUAUCGGAGGUAACCAUGGAAACGUGCAUCUUCCUUCUUGGUGUUAAAAGUGUUAUUCUCUGAACCACCUUCAACCCGUGUGAUUAUCCGAACCACCCUCACCCCAUACCAGCGUAUGUUGAUGAGUAAAAAAUUAAAAUAAUGCAGAGUACUGUUCCCAUAGUACCACAACGUGUAAUCUCUCCACAUACGUCAGAAAACCUAACACUAUUUUUCUUCACCCUCGGUGAAUCUAUUCAGGAUUCUUUUGUGUCAAUAUAUUGGAUGUAUCUACAAGUCAACAUUGAUCAGUUUAACAUCUCCCACGUGGCGACAGGAAGGAAAACACAGUUCUGUUCUGUUUUGAUCCUGCCAACAUAUAGCUCUAUAUUAGGUUCUUUUUUAACACACCAACGACAGCAACAAAAAGGAAAACAAACUGUACAUCCAUUCAUCUAUGUACUCAUUCAUGU
Orbicella faveolata is the source of this 1401-nucleotide messenger RNA. RefSeq lists its product as uncharacterized. Gene Ontology annotation, molecular function: carbohydrate binding; protein binding; calcium ion binding. The record is from RefSeq and is a predicted model, not a curated record. Gene Ontology annotation, cellular component: membrane. Lineage: Eukaryota; Metazoa; Cnidaria; Anthozoa; Scleractinia; Merulinidae. Gene Ontology annotation, biological process: cell adhesion.